GAUGCGUGUGUCAGAACUCAAGGGGAUCUACAGUCACAGCUGCUCGAGCUAAACUUGUCUUCUAGGCCGACCGUCUGGUUAGCUAGUUGUACGCAUCGCUGCCUCUCAAUUACAUUUCGUAGGACAUUGAAGCCCGCAUACCUGUCGUAGCCGUUACACACUCCGCCCCCGGUGUAUCGAGUGUAUCAUGACGUGUAAACCGCCACUGCGCUGCGCACACCGAAAACACGCGCCCUCACUUUUAGCUGUCCGUUCCAGUAACCAUUGCUAGGCCCUGGCAAUCUAGCCUUGCGAAUCGCUGACGAUUUAGCUCUGCCUUAGUUCUAAGAGAUCCCUGCAGCUUAGUUCUUAAAAUUUCCUCCUAGUUCCGGAAGAGACUCGCAGCGUACGAUUCCCUUCGUAACGAAGUCCUACACUUCCUCCCCCUUCUCCUCCCCCCCCCCCCCCCGCUCCUCGAACCGACAUGGCUAAAGCGUCAUGCUCACACUCCACUAGCCAAGCACACUCGAGUCCCUCACGCAGCGCUGUACACAGGAGUUCCCAACGGCAACACACCCUCUCUCACGUCUCUCACCCCUCUCAGCCCUCGCACCGCUCUCGCCUCUCACAGUCUCCCUCGCGCGGUUCCCGUACAUUAGGGGUCUCGUGUUCGAUGGGAUGCUCAAUGGGGUCGUUCCGCUCCCGCUCCCGCUCGCGUUCCUUGCACCCUCGAGUCCUCCUCGCUCUCGCCUGCUGGAUACUGGUUCUCGCCGGCUGCGGUCCGGGCACACACAUAGCGGCGCAAAGCCAGGCGGAACCUUCAAGCGGGGCUCAGCUCUACACCAUCCGCCUUCGCUCCGCCCCCGCUAUAGUCAACUACAAGGGCGGAAUCGCCGGCAUUCCCGCUACGGCACCGUCCGAUAGCGACACCGACGACGACAACGAGGCAGCUAGCGACGGCAGCAGCAGCGGCAGCGGCGGCGGCGGCGGCGGCGGCGGCGGCGGCGGCGGCGGGGUUAGCGCGUUGAAACUAGGCUCUAGUAGUACCUCGAGUGCCUCAGCUACGUUAUCCAAGGCGGCUGAAACUAUGGCGGCUCGUGCCGCCAAUGCGGUCUCGUCGUUCCGCCGGAGGUUUGGGCGCCGGGGAGGCAACGGCGGGGCGGGAUGGAAUGCGGGGAGGAACCUGGGGAAGCUUGCGGGGAAGUGGCGGAAGCGGCUGGAGCGCAAGGUGAAUGUGCGCGCCCCCCAUGUGCGCGAGUUCGGGCGGUACUUGCGCCAGAUGCAGCUGCGCGUGGCGCGAGACGCGGGGGUUCCGGCCGCUAACCUGGUGUACAGCUAUAAGUUCGCCUCUAACGGCUUCUCCGCCAAGCUCUCCCCCGCGCAAGCCGCCAAGCUGCGCCGGCACCCCGCGGUGGCGCACGUCGCGCGCGUGGCCGACGUGCGCCCGUUCACCACCAACUCCCCGGGCUUCCUCCGCCUGCCCGCGUCGCUGUGGGCGGCGAACGGCGGGGAAGAGAGCGCGGGGGAGGGGGUGGUGAUCGGCGUGAUUGACUCGGGGUUCUGGCCCGAGCACCCCUCGUUCUUGGAUAACACCACCAAGCCUUACCCAGACCCUCCAGCGACCUGGGCGGGCGCGUGCCCCGCGGAGAGCAGCGGCAUGUGCAACCGCAAGGUGCUCACAGCGCGCCACUUCGUGAGCGGGUACCAGGCGAAGGGGUACGGCGUGGACGAGACGCUUGACUACCUCUCGCCCAGGGACUCGUCCGGCCACGGCACCUGGUGUGCGGGGGUGGCGGGCGGCAACGGGCAGCUGCCAGUGAAAAUCUCGGCGUCCACGGUCCUCGGGCACGCGACGGGCAUGGCGCCGCGCGCGCACCUGGCCAUCUACAAGGUGCUGUGGCGCGAGGCGGGCAUGGCGGAGUCGGGCACCACGGGCACCAUGGCGGACGUGUACGCGGCGCUGGACCAGGCCGUGGCGGACGGCGUGGACGUCGUGUCGCUGAGCGUGGGCGCGCUGAGCGACUAUGCGACGUACUUUGACGACGUGCCAUUUGUGAACAUUCAGAAGACGGGCAUGCUGGCAGUGAUGGCAUCGGGCAACAGCGGAGCCCCCCCCGACAAGGGCAAUGGCAUGUUCCGCUCGCUCUCCAACUUCUCGCCCUUCUACCUCACCGUCGGCGCCAGUAGCAUGGGCCGGCGCUUCGUAGUGCAUCUGACGCUGGGCAACGGCGUGGUGUUCAAAGCGCACGCCGUGGAGGCAGCUGCGGCCGCGCAGCGCGUCCCCCUGAUCUACUCCCGCAACGCCGUGGCUCCGGGGAAAAGUGUCUUCCAGGCGGAUUUUUGCGAGGAGGAGUCCCUAAACCCGAACAAGACAAUGGGCAAGAUCGUGAUCUGCUCGCGCGGGGUGUACCCCAUCUGGAACAAGACGCUGGCAGUGCAGCUGGCGGGCGGCGUGGGCAUGGUGAUGGUGAACGUGCGCAACGGAUCCACCAACUUCCCUAUCGUCCCCGGCCCGUCCGUGCCAUACCUGCACUUCUCGCUCAAGCAGGCCGUGGCUCUGGCCACCUACAUGAAGAAGACCAAGAAGCCCGUUGCCACCGUGGGAACGGCAGUAGAAGCAGCGUUCGACGAGGUGCCUUCCCUCGCCUCCUUCUCCUCCACGGGCCCCGUGGCCGACCCCUAUGACAUGCAACUCCCCGCCUACCCCACCAACGACAUCCUCAAGCCCGACAUCGUCGCCCCCGGUGUCAACCUCUGGGGCCCCUGGAUCUCCUCUUCUCCAGAUGACACGGACUCGGCUGCUGCGUAUGUUGCCAUCUCGGGAACGUCUAUGGCGACUCCGCACGUGGCCGGGAUCGCGGCUCUCAUCCUGCAGCUGAACCCCGAUUGGUCGCCGGCGCGGGUGAUGUCGGCGAUUAUGACGACGGCCACGCCGGGGGGUUCGCCCACGGAUAUCCGCACCAUGGUUGUGUCGUCGUCUAAGCCCGGCACGAGCGGCGUAGGAAAGGGCGGGUACACGUACCGCGUGGUGAAGCCGAUGAAGAAUGGGCUCAACAAGGAUGCUACGCCGUGGGAGCUGGGGUCGGGCCAUGUGGACCCGCCUAGGGUUGUGGACCCUGGGCUUGUCUUUGACGCAGGGUUUGAGGAUUACGUGAAUUUUCUCGCGGGGCAGGAUUUGCAGCGGGCGAAGGCCUCGUUCCCGAGUGUAACCAGCUUUUCGCCGCUCAAGAAUGCGUACAGGUUCAACCGGCCGUCGAUUUCGGUGUCGAAGCUGUUUGGCUCGGUGACUGUUACGAGGACGGUUACUAGUGUUGCUACAGCGGCGUCAACUUAUGUGGCCAAGCUGGUUGCUCCUGCAAAUGUGAAGGUUACAGUCACACCUUCUACAUUCACCAUUGCGCCAGGGGAGAAGGUAACAUUUUCGGUGGACCUGAAGGUUACCAGAGGAAUGGACGGCUUUUCGUAUGGGUCGAUAACAUGGGUGGACAACAGUGCGCAUGCAGUGCGGGUUCCCUUGGUGGUGCAGCCAUAUGGGAAAUAAUACCCCUUCGAAAGAGUAGGCACCACCAUUGUACCGUAGGCUAGGCGUUGUGUGCGCCUGUUUUUUUCAUUCCUGCUAUACCUUGUGUUCUUGGAUUGCGCUUUUUUCUCUCUAUGCUACUGAUCUUGUAAUCAUAAUGGUUUGCCUAUU
Closterium sp. NIES-67 is the source of this 3670-nucleotide messenger RNA. Lineage: Eukaryota; Viridiplantae; Streptophyta; Zygnematophyceae; Desmidiales; Closteriaceae. The record is from the annotation of a GenBank genome assembly.